AGGACCUUUUGAAUAAGUACUCUUGCUUUCUCGUCUUCUCCUCGCCGAAGCGGUUUUGCGUUCGUGUAUCGUGUCGUUCGAUUAAUCCAUAAUCACUCAUAAUUAUCUGGUAUUUCUACAGUAUGGAAGUUGAAAUUCUAGACGCCAAAAACUCAAAAUCACUUGGAAAGUGCCAAGUCAGACAAGACACUACUAUCAAAGCACUGAAAAAUGAGAUACAAAAUCUGAAGAAAUCGCUCACAGUCCAUCGGCAGGCGUUACGAUUGGAACCCCGUGGUAAAACCUUAAAGGAUACUGACACGUUGCAGUCACUCGAUGUUGGUGCCGGUGGAAAGUUGUACGUGCGUGAUCUGGGGCCACAGAUCAGCUGGAAGGGAGUCUUCCUUGCCGAAUACGCUGGACCUAUAUUUGUUUAUUUAAUCUUCUACCAGCGACCGUCUCUGAUCUAUGGACCCGCCGCCUCCAAUCCAUUGAGCAUGACGGCUAACAUCGCCGCAGCCUGCUGGGUGGGUCACUAUGCCAAACGUCUGCUGGAAACACUGUUCGUGCAUCGCUUCUCGCAUGCUACCAUGCCGCUGCGCAAUCUCUUCAAAAACUGCGCUUACUAUUGGUCCUUCGCCGGCUACGUUGCAUACCAUGUGAAUCACCCACUAUUCACCGAACCGAGUACUGCCGUUCUGUAUGCCGGAUUGGGUGCUUUCGUUAUGAGUGAACUAGGCAAUUUAUCUAUUCACGUUUUGCUGAGAAAUCUUCGACCGGCUGGAUCUACGGUUCGUAAGAUUCCAGUUCCGGAUAGUAAUCCGUUGACGCAGUUGUUCAAUUUUGUCUCUUGUCCGAACUAUACGUACGAAUUUUUCUCCUGGCUGUCGUUUUCGCUGAUGACCACGUGCGUCCCGGCUCUUAUUUUCGCGGCUGCUGGAAUGUACCAAAUGACGGUGUGGGCUAUCGGCAAACAUAAGAACUACAAGAAGGAGUUCAAGGAUUAUCCAAAAGGCAGGAAGGCAAUACUUCCGUUUAUCAUCUGAAUAUUUAAGUUAUGGAUAGUUGGUUGAAACAAAGUAGCUUUUAAUAUUCCCUUUGCUCAUGCAUUUGGUUGAUUAUUUUUUGGUCAACAAAGUCAAAUGCCUUCUAUGUUUUGUUAUAGUCACUGCAGGAUAUUUAGUUUUAUUAGCCACGUAACAAGCAACAUUUAGCUCUCAAGGAUGUAUAUGUAACGUUGCUCUUUUCUAUAAAGUAAGUGGGUUUUCAAUUAACUUAAAAACGUACUUGUAAGCAGGGGGCUUGGCCAAAAAAAACGAUAGAGAGGGAGAGGUUAAUAUAAUCUUUCAGAUUUAGAUAAUUCAUUCCUUCGAUGAUAGUUUUCUUGUAAACUAUAAAUACAUUUCGUAAAUUGGA
Messenger RNA from Topomyia yanbarensis, 1395 nucleotides. It is a transcript of the gene Sc2, whose product is annotated as probable very-long-chain enoyl-CoA reductase art-1. Gene Ontology annotation, biological process: very long-chain fatty acid biosynthetic process. The coding region runs from base 123 to 1025 and encodes 300 amino acids. Gene Ontology annotation, molecular function: oxidoreductase activity, acting on the CH-CH group of donors; protein binding. The transcript is spliced from 5 exons. The record is from RefSeq and is a predicted model, not a curated record. Lineage: Eukaryota; Metazoa; Arthropoda; Insecta; Diptera; Culicidae.